AUGGUUUCUAUGCAACGAUCUUUGUCUUCGCCCGUCCGCGUUCACUCCUCUCCCACCGUGUCAUCGUCGGUCGCGCAAGAUUCGGCGUCGCCCGCUCCGCACAUCGAUAUCCAUGUGCAACCCCCCCGAACUCGUCGACGCCGCUCUCCGAGCCCAAACCCAGCUCACAACGCGACGCAAACCCUACCACUACGACGCUCCGACGACAACGCCCAUCGGGGCCAUGCCCAACAACACUCACCAGCCAUGUCCUCCCGCAAGCCCAUCGUGGCACAGCCCAACAUGCCUGGCCAGCCGAGCCCGCGACACGCUCCCGACGAUUCGACCGUGAAACCCGCCGACUCCAAGAACGAAGACGCCCCCUCGCCGUUCCCCAAGCUUCUGCAGGACGUUUCCCAGUAUACAAAUCCGCACCUGGCCCCCGAAAACGAGAGCACGACCCUCGAGGAGUUGGCCCAUCUCGUACGACUGUCCAAGUACCAGGAGCGCAAGCGCGCCAACACCCGUCUGCGACUCCAGAGGAAUUUGGUUUCUACGGCCCUCAGCGCCCGUCUGACCCGUUGUGGAGAGAUAGCCCAUCGUAACUUGGUCGACAGCUUCCGCCGGGACGACAAGGAGAACUUUUCCGCCCUCUACAACGCCAUUCACGAUGUACGCAACAGUUGUGACGAGCUCCGCCGUUACGCCCUUCUCGAUCCCGAGAUGGAGGGCCUCGCCUCGGCUGGUAUUGGUUCUUCUGAAAGUUUGGAUACUCCGACUAACUCGGCAGCUGCUCUUGGUCCUCUCAAAACCAUUACUCCCUUCCUGCACGACAUUUCCGCCUCUGCCCGGGAUACCUUUAUGGACUUUCUCACGCAGCUUCGUACGAACCCGGACUACCUGGCCACUCGUAUAUGUUCCCUGUCAAGUUCCGAGUUGAACUCGUUCUUGACUUAUCACAAAGGUUUGGAGCCUGUGGAAUCCGUUCUCCCCUUUCAUGGUCGAUCUGCCGGAAGGUCUCACGCAAGUGCGUCCGGAAGAAGCAGCACCGCCGUGGAUAUUGAACGAUUACUGUCCUUUCAGCGUCACGACCCCCUCUCGAUCCUCAUCCACACCUGCUUCGCCAACUCUGCCGGACCUGAUAGCUCCGAGGACCAGCGGCGUACCGAGAUCUGGUCCACUGCUUUGGCACGCCUGAUCUCGGAGCCCAAAUCCACUGGCGAGCACUUCCUCAUCUCGGUCCUCAACAUCUGGACCGCCAUGCGCGAUUGGUCGGGCAAGUCUAACAUGGAAUGGUAUCUGAUGAAGAUUCUCGAGGACGGAGCCUUCCUUUUGGAUCGAGCCGAGGAUCAGCAUGGCACACGAUUCAACCUCUCAGACUGGAACCACUCGGACGAGGUCGCUGCCAAAGAGUUUUACGAGAGGGCAGUGAACCAGCUGUUUGAGUUGGUCGAUGACGAAGAUGCCACUGGAAUCCCUGAAGGACUUUUGGAACUUGGAAAUGCUGUCAUCCAGAAGCUUGACAACAAGUACGUCGAAAACACCUCCCGGUGGUUGGUUUGGAGAUGUCUCUUUUUCGUUUUCCUUUUGGGCGUCAUCAUUCACCCCGAGUCCUAUGGCAUGCUGGCUGAGUAUCACAUCACGCCCUAUGCGCGUGAGAAGAUUCUCAAAAAGGUUGCCAUGAAGGCUCAUGAGUACGUCUCGAGCAUGUGGAGCGGGAAGCCUUCGGCGACCUGCGUCCCUGUUGAAGUGCCCCCAAAAAUCAAGGGUCAUGUGGAGAGUAUCCUCGCCCGAUUCCAGGGAUCACAGUCCAAGAUACCGGCCGCCAAGCUACUCCCGGCAAGGUCCAUCACAUCCCUAAGGGAAACCAAGGAGGUUCACCCUUAUUUGGUCAUCAGCCCGGCAGAUUUGGUGACCUUGGUAAAUGCCAUAUUCCCAGAGAGGAGGCCCCAGUCAGCAGCCUCUGGCAGCUUCAGAUCGGGUCCUGCCUCCAUCUCUGGCAUGUCUGCCAUCUCACAGCCCAUUUCCAUGUCAAACCCACGGAAUAACUUUGACACUGCUUCGAUCAUCAGCACCAGCGCCUCGUCCGUCUUUAGUGACACAACCACUCGAGAUGGGUACAUGGAUGAGCAGACGUCAGUGACUCCUCAGCGAUAUUCCCCUCCAGCAAUGGACUCGGAGAUGCAGAGGCGCCUCAACAAGUACGAGGACGACGGUUACCGCCUGCGCCUGGCCCUGCACGAGAUGACCCAGAACCUAGGCGCCGACACCGUCCGUGGAUCUGUUCACCCCUGUGCGGAGCGAUGGGUUGUUCUCUUCAUCUCAGCUGAUGGGAAGAGCUUGUCGACAAACAUGACGUUUGAUCCUGACGACGAGCUUGACGAUGAGGAGAACUCGUCAAGCACCGACACGGACGAGGAAGAUGCUUCUGACGGCCCAGAGCUUGACAAGGACUAUCAUCAACUUCGCGACUCGAUUCUGAAGCUCGUUGAAGAUUAUGAGAUUCCUCGCAGCCUCGAACCCGAGAAUGGGCGGACCCAGCUCAGCAACCGUGCCUCUGGACUCAAGAGGUACAAGUCAAAGAGCAAGAUUAUCACUACGGAGAGGUCGAUGGCCAGUCGAAACCCGUACAGAAAGCAAGUUGGAAAAGAGAUGGGCCAGAUAGAUUCCAAGCGGGAAUCUUCAACUGUACCUGAGCCAAACCCCAAGGACCAGCAACCAGAAGCUGUGCUUGUCACCAUGCUGAAGGCAGCGUCAUCACAGUCCAAGGCACUGGCUGAUUUCGUCUCAUCUCAUCAGUACUGGAAGACCCUCAACCAACUGAAUGCACUGGAAUCACCUUCCCUCCGAGAGAAUGGAUUCGCGGUACUCAUCAACAUCUUUUCCCGUGGACCUAGAGACUCGAUUCGGCGGUCAGCAUCUGCCAUUGAAGAAUACGAUGCCUGGCUAGUCUGGCUCAAGCAGAGCCAGGAACGCCACGAAGGCAUCAUUGACCGGAUGAUGAAGAGAGUGCGUGCCAUGCGUGACAAGAUGUGGUAUGUCACGGAUGUGCGCAACUCGAAAGAAUACGCCCAUAGUCGCGAUAUAUGCCAGGCAUUGAAGACUAUGGGCAUGCCUAGGCGCUGGAACUCUUUCCAGCGAUCUCGUGCUCAUAUGGCUCGAGGACCAGGCUCGUCAUACCUCUACCGCACCGAGUCGCAAAUCAUGGAUCUCCUUGCUGCUUCUGAAGAGCAGGGAGGACCCAACAAGCUCAGCGAUGACCCGGCUGAGGCAACGGCCGCUUGGCUUCAGAGCCGCGGUAUUGAGAAUUUCUGCAUGGGUGAGGAGAGAAUCCAUCGAUUCUGCUAUGAGGUGGAUAAGUGUAUCUCGAGACUCGUGGGAGAGACGAUCCGAGAAGCCCCAGUUCUCUGGUCGAGCGAGCUGUACAAGCGUGACAAGCUAGGCUAUGACCGCGCAAGAGCUCGAGAGCGUGAGCUGUCAUGGGCUGGAGAUGAUUCUGCAAGCGUCAUUAGCGAACACGAUCGCAAGUUUACUCCCUCGACAACAAGCCGACCAAACUCGUUGGCAAGAGACUUGAGAGCGUUGUCGAUGCACAACCCUAGCCAACAGUCGCUCGAUUCGGUACGACAGAGCAUGCCACGGGCGAGCUCAGCCUUGUCUGAUAUUCUCGACGGGCAAGAGUACUUUGACCGAGCAUCACCAGCUCAUACUAUCGACUCGGCCAGCACCUUCUGGUCACCCUUCCAGCCCGUCAUGUCGCCAAGCUCCGGUGCAUCCAGAUACUCGCCCACCACGAGCUUGACGAAUCUCUCUACAACCUUUUCUCACCCCCUGCAACAUGGCACUGCGCCCUCCACCGCCAGCUACUCAACUGGACGCCCAGGAACGUCGGCGUCCUCCAAUGAGACGGUGUUCCAGCAGCAGCGUGCUGACGACGAAAAGACUCGCUUCCUGGGCGAGCUGAGACAAUCCCUCGUCAGUCUCUUGCUCUCUGACCUCGGCAACCAAGUUUUCUCCCGAGGUUCUGAGACGGAUGCGUGGUUUGACAACCUGGGCCAGCAGUGCAUCGAUCGAAAGGAUGCUCUGGACCGCCGGGCAGCGAGACGCCGAUCCGAAAUCAAGGAGAAACGAAGCUCUGGACGGCCCAGAGUUAUUGAGAAGAAGAAGAGCUUUGGCAACCUGCGGGGAGCCGGGGAGUCGACUUCGGAGCGAGCGUCAGAGACCUCAGAGAGCCUUCCUAUUGUUACCAACGAUGGACAGGCUACCAACGACUCGACUCCGCGCCUGUCAGCAGCAAAGGAGGACAAGUCCGAGUUUCCUUUCAAGAAGGCUUAUCAGCGACUGCUCAACAUGUUCUGCGUCCAUCCCAACCCCUACGCAAAACUGAAUGCCCUGCAUGAGCUGGAGAACCUCAUUGUCGCUGCGCUGCAGUCAAAUGGACAAAAGAGGCCUCGAUGGAAUAGGUCUGAUGCUGGCUCGAGUGUUGUGACUGAGCACGGAAACGCCCGUCCCACGCCUCUGGAGGGAACCAUCGACAAUGUCAAGGAGAGACGAUCUCAAGCACUUCAGUCUCAACUUCAAACCCCCUUCUUUGGUCCACGACAGGCUAGCUCCGAGACACGAUCUAUCAUGUCAGGAGGAAACAUCAACACCGAUGUCAUCACCAAGGAACUGCAGGCUCUCUUCCGAGAGUCAUCGAUUCGACCCAAGUCCCUUUUCCGUGACUUGCAAUUCAUUGCAUCUUUUGUGCCGCCGUCGGUUCUAGACAAGCAAGAGAGAGGCAAGGCCUUCUGGAACACGGCGUUGGCGGCCCUCAAGCUUAAGGGAGAGGUCUGCCGAACUAUGGUGGAGAUGGCGGAUGAAGUUGUCGCCGCGCACACUCAUGUGCGAAAGCCCAGCGAUAACACGAUCCCAGAUGUGCCUCAAUCUUCAACCGGCACUCCCCCGCCACCCUCUACAACCUACAAGCUAGACGAUGCUGGCAAGAUGUGGGCCAUCACGGCCAAGGAAGGAGACCCGACAGCACAGCGUGAACUGGCGCUGUUCUACCUGUCCAACCCCGAGUACGUUGAGCGGACAACUCUCCCCCUCUCCAAGCCUCGUGAGGUGUUCAAGCAGACCGUCAUGGACAAGUAUGGCCGCAACGAGCGUAGCCGCCUGAGUGGUAGUGGACCAGGCGGUGGUGGUCACGGCCUCGGCAACGGAGGCGGCUCCCGUGGUUCGGGCUUCUCGAGCGGAGGCGGCGACGGCAAGGAGAACGACGUGAGGAGCGACCCGGGACUGAUGUGUGUUGCCGUUCAUUGGAUGGAAGCGGCCGAACAUGGAGGCGACGAGCUGGCGUCUAGUUUCUUGCGACAGAACGAGUUCAUGGGUCUUGGUUGA
Molecule: messenger RNA, 5361 nt
Organism: Fusarium keratoplasticum
Lineage: Eukaryota; Fungi; Ascomycota; Sordariomycetes; Hypocreales; Nectriaceae
Exons: 2
Coding region: 1-5361 (1786 amino acids)
Source: RefSeq, a predicted model, not a curated record